Pelodiscus sinensis (Chinese soft-shelled turtle) is the source of this 4565-nucleotide messenger RNA. RefSeq names its product terminal uridylyl transferase 1, U6 snRNA-specific (gene TUT1). Gene Ontology annotation, cellular component: nuclear speck. The record is from RefSeq and is a predicted model, not a curated record. NCBI's taxonomy places the organism in Eukaryota, Metazoa, Chordata, Testudines, Trionychidae. Gene Ontology annotation, molecular function: poly(A) RNA polymerase activity; zinc ion binding; RNA binding. Gene Ontology annotation, biological process: RNA 3'-end processing.
GAAGUUAUGCUGCUGUCUGGUACUCUCCGGCAGAAGCGCUGCUGGAUCAGGCACUUCCGGAGGAUAUGCUUCCGGGGUAGGGCGUAUCAGGGACGGAGCACUUCCGGUGGCGCGUAGUUCUGGCCCGGGAUGGAGCAGGAUGUGGAGUCGCUGCCCCGUGGAGGCUUCCGUUGCCGUCUCUGUCAUGUGACUGCGGCUAACAAGCCCAGCCUGCAUGACCAUCUGCGGGGGAAGAAGCACCAGCGGCUGGAGAGCUUACGUACCAAGCGCCAACUCCAGGAGCUGCGCAGUGUCUUUGUUAGCGGCUUCCAUAAAGGUACAUCAGCCCCUGAGCUGAGUGAGUACUUCCAGGCCUUUGGGGGUGUGGCCAGUGUGGUGAUGGACAAAGACAAGGGGGUCUAUGCUAUUGUGGAGCUGCAAGACCAGGAGGUGCUGGAGAAGGUGCUAGCCCACCCUCAGCAUUGCUUGGGGGGGAAGCGGCUGCGGGUGAAGCCUCGAGAGAAGAAGGAAUUCAAGUACAUGCCUCCCAAGAAGCAGGGAUCUGCCCCUCGUGAACAACUGAGUCCUGAAAAGCUGACCCAAGCCCUGUGCCAAGCUGAUGAUGUGGACGCCCAGAUGUCGCAGGUGGUGCAGCUAUUUGAGUUUUCUGAGAGUGAGAGGCAGCUGCGGCACCUACUGGUCACCCUGUUCCAGGAAGUUUUCUCAGAAUUCUUCCCGGGGUGUGCCAUCCUUCCUUUUGGUUCCUCGGUGAAUGGAUUUGACAUCCAUGGCUGUGACUUGGAUUUGUUCCUGGACCUGGAGAAAACAAAAUCCUUCCAGGCAUCUGCAAAAGCACCCCAGGAGGCACAAGCCGAGGAGGGGGCAGGGCCAGACACCGAUUCAGAGGACUCCAUCUUGAGUGACAUCGAUCUGGCAACAGCAACGGUGCCUGAGGUGCUCGAGCUGGUGGCAGCUGUGCUACGGAAGUGCGUACCAGGGGUGCACAGUGUCCAAGCAGUGCCCAGUGCCCGUCGUCCUGUUGUCAAGUUCUGCCACAAGGACUCAGGGCUGCUGGGAGACAUCUCCAUCAACAACAGGCUGGCGCUCUGCAACACACGCUUCCUACAGUUCUGUACGGAAGCUGAUGAGCGGGUGCGGCCCCUGGUCUACACGUUGCGCUAUUGGGCCAAGCAGCAGGGUCUGGCGGGAAACCCGUUUGGGGGAGGUCCCCUCCUCAACAACUACGCACUGACCCUGCUGGUUCUGUUCUUCCUGCAGACACGUUGCCCCCCAGCCCUGCCUACAGUGGCCCAGCUCAGGGAGCUGACAGGGGAUGGGGAUCAGGCCAUUGUGGACGGCUGGGAUUGCAGCUUCCCCCAGGAUGCAUCGCGGCUGGAGCCCAACACCAACACAGAGAGUCUGUGUUCCCUCCUGGCCAAAUUCUUCUGCGUCUUUGGGGACCAUGACUUUGCUGGCUGUGUGAUCUCACUGCGGGAGGGCCGGGCGCUGCCCCUGCCCAACUUCCUGCUCUCGGAGAUGGAUUCCAAGCUCAAACUGGGUCCCUUCAACGUGCAGGAUCCCUUUGAGCUGAGCCACAACGUGGCAGCCAAUGUCAACGAGAAGACAGCGCUACGGUUCCAGCACUGCUGCCGGGACGGGGCCAAGUACUGCCGCAGCCUGCAGUAUCAACGCAAAUCCAGCAAGGGCAAAGCCUGGGGGCUGGUGCGGCUCUUCCAGCCAGGAGUGCCAGAAGCUGGGGAACUGGGCCCCGAUGGAUUUCUCCUCACCAUUCCCUUCACGCCAAUGGCGCUCUCCCCUGGGAGCCGGUGGCAGCUGUGCCAGGCAAGGGACUUCCGUCGCUGCUGGUUUGGAAAGGUGUGCUCUGCCAUCACCUUUGUGCUGAAGGACGUGCUGAAGUGCAGCUGCACGGAGCCUGCGGGGCAGCCCCUGACGCAGGAGCCCACGGAGCAGGGUGGAGGGGAGCAGCCCAUAGUGGGAUCCAAGCAUCCUCAGUCUGAUGAGGGAGGAAGCUUGGUUGUCUCCCCAGCCAGAAAGAGGCUGAGAGCAGAGGGCCCAGCACCAGAGGAGGGGGAGAGUAUGAGCUGGAGCUGUGCUGUGUGGCACCGCGUUUGGAUGGGCCGACGCCGCAUUCGGCGCCAGCUCUGGCACCUGGGCAGCCCCCAGCCAGACACAGAGCAGGAGGCUGGCUCCCUGGAGGUGGAGGAGAAGGUGUCUGAGGCCAUAAUCCAGCAAGAGGGAGAUUCCAGGGGGGCAGAGCCAUUGCUGAGGUUCACAGCCUGUGCCCAGGUGGGUGGGAGCCAGGAAGAUACACGGACCCUCCUGUGCUUCACCCCAGCCCCCCAGCAGGGCCCCCUAUUCCAGGACUUCUAUCACUUUCUGCAGGGCUUUCUGCCCAAAAUGGUGGAGCGAUAUGUGGGCAGAACAGCUGAGGGGGGUAGUAGUGAAAGCCAGGACAGUGCCCUGAGACUGGGUGAUGCUAUUUUAGAUUGACUUUCCAGUCACAUGGUACAGACACAGCAAAGGGAAUAAAGGGUCUAGCCAUGUGCCUCUCUGGGCUGUGCCUGUCCUGCUGCUGGGGUGGGGGUGAGGGAGCGGGCAGGCCCCAGCUGGUCACAGGCCUGUCUCCUAUCUCCUUGCCCAGUCUCCUGUGAAUGCUGCUGGCCUGACAGUAUUCUGUAUGCACAUUAUUGGGAGUGGAGAUGAUUCUUCACAGAGGAAAGGAAUAUCAGUAAGGGCCGGUGGGGCCUGAGUGGGGAAUGGCAUGGUUAGACCCUGGCUUUGGCCACUUCGUUCCAACAGCAGCACCAUGUGUUUCAGUGAGGGCUGGCGGGAGGGAUUUAUGGGAAGGGGAUUCAAAGGUGGAGGUUGCACUGGGAAGGGGCAGGGUCCCCAAGAGAUGCAGCUCUGAGCAGGACAAAGUGCUUCCCAGCCCCAGCUGAGCUGCCCCCCCCCUCCCCCCCAGUGUUCCCUCUAAGUUUUUCACAUGUGUGGAAUUAAUUUUAUGUGCACCAUUCUGGAGAUGUUGUGACACAUCCCCUUCAUAUUGGUGCACACAACAAAAUUCAUGGGUGAGGCUAGGGUGGGAGCAGGGUUUGUGUUUGGGGGCAGGGGAUGAGGGCUCUUACUAGGCAUGAGGGCUCUGGGAUGGGGCCAGAAAGAAGGUGUUUGGGGUGCAGACUGCCCUGGGACUACAGUGGGGAGAAACCCCUUCUCCCACCAACUCUCUCCACACAGCAGUGCCAGGGCUGGGAGGGAGGUGCCACUCCCCGUGAUGGUAGCUCCAGGGCUGGGGUCAUGGGACAGGCAUCCCUCCCUCAGGUCCCAUGUGGCAGCACAGCCUCCUCCUAUUAGUUUAAGUGCUGCCUUCCCCAACUGAAACAGGUAGGGGGUAGGGAGAGAAGUAGAAAAGGUAUUUAGGCCCCAGUGCCUGCAACUCUCUCCUCAGGGGCAAGCAGAAGAGGCCAGGCUAGGAUUGGGGUUCUAGAGGGGAUAUAGCCCCUUCUUCCCAUUGUGCCUCACCUGUGCAUGCCAUGCCAGAGGGAUUUUCCAGCACUGAACAGGUUAAGCUGGUGUGGGUGCAAUGACAGCAAUGUGGUUUCGGGCAUUUCAAGUAGAGUCUUGGGCUGUGUCUACACUGGCACAAUCUUGUGCCAAAGCGGCUGCUCUUGCCCAAAAACUUGCUGCCUGUCUACACUGGCCGUGUGUUCUUGUGCAAGUAAACUGACAUUCUACUGUAUGAAAUCAGGGCUUCUGCGCAAGCACUAUGAUGCUCUUGCUCAGUAAUAAGUCCUCUUGCGCAACUGUUCUUGUGCAAGAGGCCAGUGUAGACAGGCAACAUGAAUUUCUUGCGCAAGAAAGCCCUAUGAUUAAAAUGGCCAACAGAGCUUUCUUGCGCAAGAGAGCGUCUACUCUGCAAUGGAUGCUCUUGCACAAAAGCACAUGCCAGUGUAGACGCUCUCUUGCACAACUACUUUAACGGAAGAACUCUUGCGCUAAAGAGUUUUUGUGCAAGAUCAUGCCAGUGUAGACGUAGCCCUGUAGUACAUUCCGGUAUUUAAUGCUGGUCUGUACAGCUGGUCUUCUCAACCAUGCUACAGAAGGGCUCAACGGCAGCAUAUCCAUCAGAUAAAGAUGUGUUGGCUCAGUCUUCCAUCUUCUAAGGCUUAACGCUAAAACAAAAAUAACCAAACCACUCCUAAAAGAAGCACUCUUUGCAGCUGAGGAAGAUCUUCAGAGAAGCACUCUAGCACACACAGGGAUAUUUCCAGUGCAUCAUUGAUUGCUUUGCUGAAGCAUCAAAAACUGACCUCAAAAUGAGCCUAGAGGAAGCUGUGGUGUUACAUGAGUCCUCUUCACCAGUCUGUGUCCUAUAUUGAAGCAUAAUCCAUUGGGGAAUCCAACUAAAGCAUGCUGGCAGUUUUACCUGUCUCAAAUGGACCUCUUGACAAAGAGACAGUGAACAGAAUCACAAACAGAAUACUGAUGGGUCGUUAAGAAAGCUAUGUGACAAAGUCCUGAACUCCUACAACAUAAUCCUCUCACCAAAAAUAAAACUUGAUAAUGCU